AUGGACGAAAUACACGCAGUGCUGGAGCUAUUCGUCAGCUGCCGCGGAAGCGGUUGGCCUCUUGUGCGCCUAGAAGCGGAGCAGCAGCUGCUGACGCAGCACCUCCUGAUGGCGGCGCCCAUGGACAAGGAAGAAAUUGAAGACCUAAUCAGGAGGUGUUUUGAAGCAGAUAACAAUGGAGAAAUUAAUUUUCUCAGCUUCUGGUCAGGGAUGGAGAAUCUCCUCGAACUGCUGGGGAUCCGAGAGCCCUCCGCGCAUGUAGAUGACAAGGUUUACGGUUUGCAAGUCUUCAGGGACGGUCUGCUUGCCGAAGCCAUGAGCAAGCACCAAGGACCCACUAACAGCGUGUUGCUCUCCAGAGACGAGGUUCUCCGCGUAAUCGGCCAGACAAACAAGUCAGUUACAUCUAGGCAAAGCAAGGGUCAUGCGGCAGGCAACCGGUGCGACGGUGGACCCUACCAAGGAGGCGAAAAGUGCUCUUCAAACCCAUUUUGGGACGAGGUGUACAGAGAAACGGCACUACUAGAUGCAACGUCUGUCCUUUCAAUUACCGAGCUUUCCAUGAUGGUUUUUGGAUUUCUGAAGAGUUAUCUUAGGCAAGAAUCCCCAGCGAUGAGACUGUCGGAAGCGGUUCAACAUAAUGUUGGACAGUCGGUUGAAUGCGGAGAACCUGAGCGGGCUGAUACAUCUGGGGUCGGGAGCGGUGUCUCUGAUACAAGCGGGGUGCUAGCUGGGCGUACCGUUGCUGACACUACUGCGGGGACCGCUCACGACAAUCAAAGAGGCCUGGAACUGCACAGCCAUGUCUUUGGUCUUCGCAGUCAGACUAGUGAAAUUCCUGUUAACAGUGGCGAGCCCACAAUGAUCCAUGAGCGGUGGCAGAAGGGAUGGGAGCUGGAACAUCCAGGGGGGCAUCUGGAAGAUCAUGAUGCGAGCGGAAACACCUCCAGUGUAGCCAGUUCCACUGCAGGUGGACAUAAACGAGGCUUGGAGGGAAAGACGUUUCAAGAGGGCUCUGAGUCACAAGUCGCUGAUGUGUCGCACAUUUUAAAAGGCGUGGAUCCUGACGAUCCAUUUUCGCAGCUGCGGCAUUUGCUGAUCUUUGCCGGGGAAGUUGUUGAGCGUGGGGUCUUGUCCAAGAAGGACAUGCAACAACUCCGUCACUUGAAUGCCACAGCAGUCGACUGCGUGGACCGAAUAUUUGUUGAGCGUGACAAAAGAAAUGAAGAGGUAAACGACGCCGUUUUAUCGCUGAGAAGGAUGAGGACGGAAAAACAGCAGCUGGUCGAACGUCUGACGAGUGUUGAGCACCAGAACAAUCAGUUACAGCUGCAGCAGGAACAACAGUUGUACGAACGCGACAAAGUUGACAAACUGGAGGCAGCCUUGGCUUCCGAGCGGCUGGAACGCGAGCGUCUUCAAGGACUACUGCGGGAUAAAGAGGAGGAUCUCAGGGGUGUGACUCACCAGAAAGAUGCGCUCCUUGAGAAGAUCUCAUCACAAAAUGAUGAUUUCAACCGCCUCUUGGAAGCUGCGCACAAAGAAAAGGCUGAGUUGAGCGAAGACCACCGACGAAGAAUGGAAACGUUGAUUCGAGAAAAAGAGAUGCUGGAGGAAAAGUUUCGUUCCGCCGAAGACAGAGUCAGGGCUGCAGAAGCUGCUCGCCAACAGUUGCAAGGCGAUGCACAUCUCAGUGCGACUAGUCUAAGGCAGCGGAUAUUGGAGUUGGAGGAAGACAAGCAGAGGCAGGAGGCUGAGGCUGAAGAGAACGAGGGUCUUAUACUGCAGCUGCAGGGGCAGCUAGAGGAAAAGGUUCAGCAGGUCACAAUUCUGGAGGUGAAGAACAAGCAGCAAGCUCGCCUGCUGCAUCAGGUUCGCGGCGUGCGAAAUUCUUUGAUGCAAGUUCUUCAGGAGUCAAAGGAAACUGAGGUAGACAAACGUGGUUUUACCGCUUCUGCAAUGACGACGGGACGAGAGUCUGAGAUAGUGAAGCUGAAGGCAGGGAUGAAAGCUGCUCUGGCGCAUAUAAAGGAUUUGGAGACUUUCAUUGACGAGAUGAGACGAGAGCAGCGUCGAGGGAUCCAUCCACGCUAUGAUGUAUCCGCAGCCUCAGGUGACUCUUCUGCUCGACCUCUACACAAAAAGCGGACUGACGAGCCGUGCAGCAGGCCUUUAAUGGCGCUUCCAACCCUUGGGGAUGAGCUGGAGCUGUCCAGGUCUGCUUCCGUCCCCAAUAAUGGCAGCGAGGUAUCUGGCACUGAGCUCGGGAAAAGAAAAAGCAGGGCAACACAAAGAGCUUCAUCUGGAGAACCCGACACUUCUUCGCAUUGUGACAAAUCGAGGGUUGCCUGCGAGGGAUCAGGCGGUGGAGCUAGAAGUGCCGCGAGCGAGGAGAGCAUCGAAGCACCUCUCUCCAAACAGCUUAGCAUCGGGGAACAAAUUGCGACAGUGAAAAGGCAAGAGGCUGCCUCUAGCGAAGUUGGUUUCGCCGAGUGUUCUGGCUCGCUACCUCCACGCCAAGCAUGCACCGGAAGUUCGGGAAAUGCAGGGUCUUUUGCCUCGCUGCGCUCUGAGCCGUCAACGAUAGAUGCUGUCUCCAAAGAACCAACUUCUGCAAGUCUCCCAGAGGCCGAAGACAUUUUUGAUCCUCUCGAGCUGCUGAAGUCUGAGGACUCAGUUGCGGCAGAAAACCAAGAAAGAUUUGCAGUGAAAAGGCAUCUUUCGCGCACUUCGAGUGCAGCACAGAGAGUCCAUUCUGCUGAUCGGGCCAGACAGAUCAGCUCGAAGGGCGAGUCGUCUCUGCUCCAUCUUUCGUCUGGUGUAACAGUCAAAAGCUCAAGUACAUCGGAGCUUCCACCAAGUGGCGGCUCUACCAAAAUGUCCUUUGGGCAUUCGGUAAGCUCUAGUGGAGUCGAACUGUCACUUGCAGGAAGGAGAUGCAGGUCGCGGGCGACAGAGAGCAACGCUUCUAAUGAACAGAAGGAUGGCAGGAUUGACACUUCCGCGAUUUUGCCAUCCCCGGUAGCAGGGUCUCCUUCGGGAGGCCGUGGGAUCAGCUCUUCUGGUGAAAAGAGUAUCCUGAGCGAUUCGUUAGCUUCCACUACCUCGGACGGAAAGUUUCUGAUGUUGACCGCCCUAGGCGAAGCGAAAAGGUCUCCCACUGCGUCUGCCAGUCGGAGGAUUGAAGAACGAUCCCAGAGUUCAAAGGUAGAGUUGACUUCUAGAGCUCUGGACCCAAGCACAUUGAGCGGGAUGUUCAGCAUGCUUGGAGCGUGCGCUGCACUGCCUGGAAAUACACCACGUCGCGCGGUGGCAUCGACGGAUAUCGGGAACGACGCCAUGAGGGAUACCCGCGAUGGUGGCGGGGAAGAUAGUUCCAAGACCAAGCAUAGGCAGCCCAACAGGUUGUCUGCCGCAGCAACUGCUGCAAUCUCAACAAAGGAUGCUAAUGAGUUUCGGUCUCUACGGCGCGUCAGUCAAGCAAGUGUGCAUCACGUUGAGCGCCCUGAGGAAGAGUCACCUGACCAUAUUACUACAAGGCGGACCUCGGGAUCUGUUGAGGUAGCGGACGUGACUGCUCUUAGGGGCGAGCCUGCAUCAGACGAGUCCCUUUUGACAGGGGAAGAUCAAUGGUCAGCUCAGAGGAAGCCGAGUUCUUCGCCGAAAGCAGGGCGUUCAAGAGCACGACGUACUGUUUCCAUGGGAAUAACGGAAACCGCAGAAAACAUUCAAGCGCGUGAUGUAGCCGAGCAGCAGGAGAGGCAGCCCUCACUCACAACCUCAGGCAGUGCCGCGCACCCAGGCGGGAAGGAACACCAUCUGCAAGAUUCCAAUCCCUCUCCCGAGGUUUCCCGGAAAGCCUCUAGGGCAAUAGACUCCGUUCCGAAGAGAGUUUCUGGAGCUGAAAUUGAAAAGGAAGUUGCGCCGGAGUCUGGAAGCCCCACUUCUUCGCUUCGAAAACGGUCUGGAGUCUCAAAAAGCUCCUUCGCAGCUUUGGAAACCUGCCGAAGCAGAGGGAAUGCAAAUAUCCAACGGGCAUCACGCAGCCGCAGCAGCAGUUCCGAGCCACCUUCCCGCAAGGCGUCGUCUUCCCACGGAACGUCUACCAACCAGCAGGCGCAUGAGCCGAAGACGCCGCAUGAAUCCAGUAACACAGAAACUUCGGGGCAACAGCAGAAGUUGCACGACUGUUCGAGAGCAUUUCAAGGUACUGAAUUUGAAAGCCAAGUUCAGACCUUGAGGCAGCAAGUACCAUUAGUGGCAGAUCAGGCGACCCCUCAGGAGAGCCCAGGGAUGCGCGAUAGAGUGGGAUUACGCAAGGGCACCACUAGCGAAGAACGAGGAUCGAACGACCAGCUGAAGUCUCCCCAGAGCCUGCAACAUGAACUAAAGGAGGAAUGCAUCAGGCUACAAGAUGAGCAAACGGCUUCUGCAGCAGCUCUGUUAGCUGCCGCGGCGGGAGUGGUUGACGCGUCUCUCCAGCAGCAACAGCAGAUGAUACAGCGUCAGCAGGAACACCACGAAGAUCUGCAGAGGGCUCAGCAGCGAAGAAUCGACAUGCUGCAGGAACAACUUGAACAUCUUCAGAAGGCAAAGGAAGAGCAGCGAGAAUCUGGAGAGCAAGAGCAGAAGAAGUUGAUUCAUACACUCCAAGCAAAACUGGAGGAACUGCAAAGGCGUCAAGAGCAAAGAGAACAUGAUUUCCAAGAAGCUCAACGCAAACUUCACGAAGAGCUGGAGGUGCAGUUACAGAAGAAGUUGGAGGAGCUAAGACGCUCCCCCCGACGAACAAACAUAGAAGCAGCCAGUUCGUGUGCUGUGGGUCUGAAUGCCCUUCGUGUCUCAUACGCGCACCGCCAAGACACAGACCUUCGAACUAGCCACACACUGAGGGCAGACUACCAGCGCGUGACGUCUGGAGGAUGCAACUCAUUUGAAAACAUUGGCCAUGAACAGACGGUGCACCAACAUUCCCAGCAAGACACCAUCCCGAGACUUUCGGAUGUACAUGCGUUUACAACGGGAUCUGAGGAUUUUUCUAGCGUAAAUGCAAAGCGUGUUAAUCAGUUGCUGUCAAGCGGGAAGCUCGACGAUGACACUGUGAAUUGCAUGCCGUGGCACCGUGCUGAGACGGAGCCACUGGGAUCUGCUGGACGAAUGGAUCUUCACACAGCAGGUGCUGAGGCUCGAGGGCAACCGCUGGCGGAAGCUGCAGGAUACAUAUGCGAACCGCAUGAUCGACACAGUGACUCUGAUGGCGCAUCCAGUUGUGCUAGCAGCAGUCUCAUGGGGAGCCAGUGCAGCUUGCCGGUCCAUGGCUGUUCAUUUGAGGAGGCACCCACAACAACCAGCAGCUCAUUCAUUAGCCAGUCUGCCACACCUGCAGUGUGCUCGUCCAGGCCUUCCCAGCGUGGGCAUUACCUUGCUAGUGAAGGGCCAGUUGAGCGACAAAUUUACUCUGCUGGGGGCGAUCGCUUGUUAUCUCAGUCUUUAGGUGCUCACGGUAGGGAAGGCGUUCUGGCCAGGCAUAACCUGGUGCGUCCUCAGCAGUCAGAGUGUGUUUCCAUUACUCCCCAGCACAUCUCACUUAACUCUGGCCAGGCGGAUCCUCUUUUUUCUUCGUGUGUAGUACAGCGCAUUAACAGCUCUACAGGUUCUUUGUGGAGCCCCAAAGCGUCGAGGAAUCACGCCGCUGGCGUGGGGGAGCGUGCAGCUUGUUGUAGUACUUCAAGUAGUUCACGACCGCAUGCGGAUCCCCCAGCGAACUUUUGUAGCGGGAAAGGUACGCCGUCAAGAGGCUGUCAGGCAGCUUCUAAGGAGAAGCUGCUUUGUGGAGAGUUCCGCUACCGCUCCGGAAGUUCUCGCCACCUCUCAGACCAGGAACCUGGACCUCGGGAGAGUGGAUUGGGCUCGGGUAGGCCCCAACUAUCGGCAAACCAUCCUGUUUCGCGGGCUGAAAGAGUGAUUCCAAUACAGCAGGCGCGCAUAGACAGCGCUCGAUUCCUAGGCAGCAGUAGCAUUAGUGUGAAAGCCCCCAGCCUGUCUGGAAUCUCAAGGGGUCAGCAGGGUGCAUUUCCUUCUAGGGAUUCCCAGCUGCCCGCGCCGCUGGCAUCGACAAGGUCAAUUACCUCCACGUCCUCCCUCGCAUUCCCUGUCCAAAGCUCUUCAAUUGGCCAUACUUCCAGACUAUUGCAGCAGCCAAUAAACCCCAACCAGUGCUCACCACCGCCGACGGAUUUCCUGGGGGCGACUUCUCCACGGAGUAUUCCGAGUCAUCGACAGACGGAUUCGCGCGGCUCGCACGCCGGCAGCACAAAACGUUCCAGACACAGUCGGUGCACUGAAAGUCCAGUUUUGCCUGCUCCGGGACAUCCGAAGAACGAGUCAGGCGUUCGAAGCGCGCGCUCUUCAGGCGUAAGCACAAGGCGCGAAUCGUUGCUCUAUGGCCCACGACGCACAGUUAACUCUUUAAUGAGCAGACAGCCUCACUCGACUUUGUCGGAAGCAAAUCCCGCAAGGCAGAGGGGGAAGAUGCAUUCGUGCACAGUUGGGUCAGGUAGCGCUGGAUAUGGGCCCACGGAGGCCAUUUCAGCAGAGCGGCAGGAAGGCAGUGGAGCAGCAUCUAUCACAUAUCGCCGUGCGUCAAGCAGUGCAACUCAUCCGGAUGUGGAAGUGUCGCGGUAUCCUUCUCACCAUCGCCAAAAGACGCACCGUGGGUCUAGCGGAAAGGACAAGUUGGAUAACAAGCGGCAGCCUGACGAAAGUCAGAAUGCCGAACUAGCUGCUGCAGGGGAUUCAAGCAGCCCGCCCGCGCCAUCAUCGGGUUGGGCCGGGUUCAAUGGUGGGUUCAUGAGCCAGGUACAAAAGUGGAUUAGCUAG
Messenger RNA from Eimeria acervulina, 6879 nucleotides. RefSeq lists its product as hypothetical. The transcript has 14 exons. The record is from RefSeq and is a predicted model, not a curated record. Bases 1 to 6879 code for a protein of 2292 amino acids. Lineage: Eukaryota; Apicomplexa; Conoidasida; Eucoccidiorida; Eimeriidae.